This is a messenger RNA of Guillardia theta CCMP2712, 1506 nucleotides long. RefSeq lists its product as hypothetical. The record is from RefSeq and is a predicted model, not a curated record. The transcript has 5 exons. Gene Ontology annotation, molecular function: protein binding. The coding region runs from base 85 to 1506 and encodes 473 amino acids. Lineage: Eukaryota; Cryptophyceae; Pyrenomonadales; Geminigeraceae.
AGAGACAAGACAAGUGAGGAGCAUCGCUGCCUUCGGAGCCUCUCCGACCUCCUUCACUGAUCCUCCUCCCCAGCAUCACCCAGCAUGCUCAGUGUCAGGAGCGUCGCCGUCGUCCUCUUGCUUUCAACAACCACGACUGUCAGCUUCAACGUCAGGUGGAGUGCGGUCAGACCGCUGUCGCGCAGUGGGAGCCUUCCAUGUCCCAGCAGGAGGAAUGAGCCCAGGACAAGGAUGAGACGAGCCGGCAGGCAGCUGGUAGCAUGCAGCAAGGAUACCUCGGAGCAGAAAGAUGCCACCCAGAGCCUGGCUGCAAUUGCAGAGAUGGAGAGGAGGAGGCAACAGGAGGAGGAGAUGAGAAACUCUGGCAGCAUCGGGUGGGAGUGUUUGCGGGAUACCCCCCAAUCCAAACAGGAGCUGCGGGAGCUGCAGCUGAAGUUCGGGGCGGAGGUGGUGCCUGCAACUUAUCCAGCCCCAGAGCCUCUCAUGAAGUUCAUGAAGAAAGGGCGCGAUCGAGUGGUGGACGUUGUGUCCAAGUUCUCUCUACUUCCGCAGGCCGAGGUCAUCGCAGCUUCCUCCUCCGGCGUUCUUCUAGCUGAUCUUUCGCACUGGGGGGCGCUUGUGGUGACAGGAGAGGACAGGUACAAGUUUCUCAGCGGGCUCUGCACCAACAGAGUAGUCGGGCUCAGGCCUGGCGACGUCAGACAGGCUUGCUUCCUGUCCAAGGUCGGAAGGACGGUUGACCUGUGUACCAUUGCUGUCUUGUCGGACAGCCUCCUAGUCCUCUGCUCUCCCAACCGCGUUCUCCAGCUUUUUCAGGACCUCGAUGCUCUCAUCUUCCCCAAGGACAAGGUCAAGUGCCUGGACGUGUCGGAGGGCCUUGCACGCUUCCACCUCGUCGGCCCCAAGGCUGAGGAGUUCUUGUCCCAGAUGCCGGGUAUCACCCUCCCGGAGCCCUUCUGUUCCUCCCCGCUGGUGUUGGAGGGCAAGUCGAUGAACGGCCUCGUCCUGCAUGGCGCUGGUUGCUCCGUUCCUGGAUACACGAUCGUCGCUGCUUCAGGAGACGGGAGAGUCCUAUGGGAGGAGUUCAUGAAAGUUGCGGAGCCCGGGCCCCUCCGUGUCGGGCAGGAGGGCUGGGAGGUACUGAGAAUGGUUGACGGGGUACCCGCUGCCGGAUCAGAGCUGACCUUGGAAUACAAUCCGCUGGAAGCUGGAUUGUGGUCGACUGUAUCGUUCGACAAAGGAUGUUACAUCGGACAAGAGUCCAUGGCACGACUCAAAACUUACGACGGGGUCAAGCAAAACCUCUGGGCUAUUCAGUUCCCAGCAGACAAGUCAGGGGCAAAGAGCUCGAGAGCGCUGGUGGGAGCCAAGUUGUUCGCGGUGAGCGCUUGCGAGUCAGGACAGAGCAGAAGGCUGAAGCUAGCAUGUGAAGGAGAGGGAAGGGGAAGGAAGAUCCAUCGGGACGAUCACGUCCGUCCUCCCGGAGCCCUUGCGCACCCCAGGUAA